Molecule: messenger RNA, 1833 nt
Organism: Geosmithia morbida
Lineage: Eukaryota; Fungi; Ascomycota; Sordariomycetes; Hypocreales; Bionectriaceae
Exons: 2
Coding region: 1-1833 (610 amino acids)
Cellular component (GO): RNA polymerase II transcription regulator complex
Molecular function (GO): DNA-binding transcription activator activity, RNA polymerase II-specific; transcription cis-regulatory region binding
Source: RefSeq, a predicted model, not a curated record
AUGGCCUCCGCCGGCACCGGUGGCUCCGUGCCGCCUCAACUCUUCUUAACUCCCCAGCAGCAGAGUCUCCUCUUUGCCGCCCUCGAGUCUGGCAAGAACCAGCCUCCGGCCUCCCAGAGUGCAAGCCGACUCAAUCUCUCGCCCGGCUCUUUCCAGGGGUCUCCCAUUCAGCAGAACGAUGUCCGGUCCGGUGCGUUGGAGCAGAGCCCCUACCUCGACUCCUACAACUACGAUGACCUGGGCGACAGCAGCUUUGACUUCUCCUACAUGGAUGAGCCUUCCAAGACGUCGGUAGACCGUGCCGACACCUCAAAGUCCGACUCUACGGACGCAGAUUUCAACGAGAAACGGAGUCACCCAGAGGACGAGGACGAUGAAGAAGGCGGCGACUUGAAGCGCCAUGAGUCGGACAAGGUUCCCAAGAAGCCCGGUCGUAAGCCUCUCAUGUCUGAGCCGAGCUCGAAGCGCAAGGCACAGAACCGCGCCGCCCAGCGGGCAUUCCGUGAGCGCAAAGAGAAACAUCUCAAGGACCUAGAGACCAAGGUAGAUGAGCUGGCAAAGGCUUCCGAGGCUGCAAAUAAUGAGAAUGCCAGGCUGCGCGCCCAGGUCGACCGGAUGACGACUGAGUUGAAGCACUACAAACAGAGGAUGUCUGCAUCUUCCAGCCAGAAUGCUACGGCCGCCGAAAAGGCGGCUUUUGGCAGCUCAGCGGUGAACCACCUCAACGACGUCAAUUUUCAAUUCAACUUCCCCAAGUUUGGUGUUCUCCCGGGCCCCCCUCAGCAGGACAAGCAGCAGAAGUCUCCCUCGCAGCCCGUGAGUCCCCAGCUGGCGCAGAGCCCCGCAAAGUCUCAGGCGAGUGGCGUGACGUCGAGAUCCCAGCCGCAGCCGCCACAACCGGAGGAUUUCGGCAAAUUCAACGGGCUCUACACUCCGUCCAUGACGAGCAGCUCGGCAAGGAAUGGAUCUGGAGGCAGCAUCGACUCGGUAAACUACAGUGCAGGUGGUGCGACGAGCUCACCCUCGUCAUCGUCGCACUCGAACACAGUCCCUAGCUCGUCGUGCGGCACCUCGCCCGAGCCCCUGAACCAAUCACCGUCUGGUGCCAAGCCCAUGGACACAAUGACGACGAUUGGCGAGGAGCACCCGUCCAUGUCAAACGAGCCGUUUGCACAAUUCGCCAACGUUGACUUCGGCAACAGCAAUAGCACCAACUUUGACUGGCUGGCUCAGCAGCACGGCGGUAACUUUGACCCGCAGCUCUUUACCGACUAUCGCGAGACGCAGGACCAGGUCCUGUCCAACAACCCAUCGUUUGAUGACUUCUUCAACGACGCUCUCGACGCCGACUUCUUCACACCGUACAACGUGGCAGCGAGCCCAAAUUUCGGCGCCACCGCGGCAGAUACGGCCCCUAAGAAGAGCCUCAUCGAGGAGAUUGAUGCGCAGAAGAACGACUACGAUGACAAGCUAGUCAUCAGCAAGGAAAAUGUCAACUGCGCCCAGCUAUGGUAUGUAACGCCGCUACCUACGCCGCCACCCUCGGGACCGGCGGCACCGGCACACCACCCGGCGACCGUCUCACUCACACCUGACUAUAGGGAAAGGCUGCAAUCGUGCCCCAAGUCGCAGAGCGGCGAGUUCGACCUCGACGGCCUGUGCUCUGAGCUCACCAAGAAGGCCAAGUGUUCUGGGACCGGACCCAUCGUUGCCGAGCAUGAUUUCGAUACGAUUCUCAAGAAGUACAUGGGCAAGGGCGCCACUUCUGACUGCGUGGCCAGCACACUAGGUGUCCAUGUCAAGCGAGAUGCCAGUAAGAAUUCUAGGGCUUGA